CCAAGUCUUCCAGAGGGUACCUGUACUCAGGUCAGGAGUCUCCCUUGGUUCCCAAGUCUUCCAGAGGGUACCUGUACUCAGGUCAGGAGUCUCCCUUGGUUCCCAAGACUUCCAGAGGGUACCUGUACUCAGGUCAGGAGUCUCCCUUGGUUCCCAAGUCUUCCAGAGGGUACCUGUACUCAGGUCAGGAGUCUCCCUUGGUUCCUCGCUUUCCACCAGUUCUCAGUAUCCUGGCCACAUCCCCCACUGUCCUCUGUCCUCUCACCUGACUUUCUUUUCCUUUAGCUCUGAAACUACAAGUCCUCUAGUUUCUUGUUCCUCUCUCUAUCUGCUCUUGAAUCCAUCUCCUGUCCCCUGAGAGAAUUGGGCUCAAAGUCUCCAUCUCAUCUGUGAGUUCUCUGGCUCCAAGGGAAAUAGUCUCAAGUUCUCCCCUACCACCUGCCCCUAUCCCCACCAUAUCUUUUCCUGUCAACCACAUUCCCUGACUAGUGGAAAUGCCCAAGGGGGACGUCACAUUCCUCUCAUCCCUCAAAUAUCAAAGCCAGCUGCACAGUAGAGUAGCUUCCCCUAGAAAGCCGUGUCCUUGUUUGUAGGGCAGUUAAUUGGUGAGAAGUCUGGAUCGAAUAAAGACAAUCUCAAGGAUUCCUCAGAACAGAAUGGAAAAUGGUGUUCGUGAUACAACCCAGUCUCUGACCCCUCCCUUUCUGUGUAAACAACACUAGAUAGGGCCAGGAAGCAUUUUUUUUUUCCUAAGUGUUAUUCCCCAUUGAGCUGAAAUGAGUAUUUUGCUUCACUUAUUAUUUCUCUCACCAGAAAUAUGGGGAUGGUGAAGACAGAGAAGGAAAUGGGCAGUGAGAAGGCAUGACACUGGGGGGCAGGGGUGGAAGGGCUGGACCCUAGGGUGUGGCCUCUCUGCCUUUUAUGGGAAGGGAGCAAGCAGAGAUCCAGGAGAAUUGGGGUGAGCAAAUAACCUUCCGGAUGCUUCAGGGAACGAGGUGAUUGCAGUGGACUGGAAAGGCCUCAGGGAUGUGGACCAGCUCAACAUGGACAGCACCAGCUCGCUGCAUGGCAGCAGCCUCCAUCGGCCUUCUACAGAGGUACAGCUGCAUGCCUCAGAGACCCAACAACUACAACAGCCUCGCCCAAGUUCCUAAUCAUCCCAUAAAGGCCCAAGGAGGAAGUCCCUCACAAAUCUACAGCCACAUCCCAAACACUCCUGUAGACUGAAUGAAACACACACCCAAAGAUCUUUCUCAGCCUCAGGAAGGGCUACCUCUGUGUGCAUAUCUGGAGGCCCCUCAGAAGAAGAAGGCAGGAGUGCCUGCCCUUCUAGAGGUGCCCAGGUACCAUCCCUUCUCCUCUCUCCCACAGCAAACACGAACAGAUUUCUCCUGGGACGGCAUCAAUCUCUCCAUGGAGGAUACAACUUCCAUCCUUCCGAAGCUUAAGCGAAACUCUAAUGCCUAUGGCAUUGGGGCCCUGGCCAAGUCAUCGUUCUCAGGGAUCUCGAGAAGCAUGAAGGACCAUGUGACAAAGCCUACAGCCAUGGGGCAAGGGCGGGUGGCCCACAUGAUUGAGUGGCAGGGCUGGGGGAAGGCCCCAACAAUUCAGCCACAACACAGCCACGAGGCUGUGCGCAGGGAUACAGAUGCUUACUCUGACCUCAGCGAUGGCGAGAAGGAGGCUCGUUUCCUAGCAGGUGUCAUGGAACAAUUUGCUAUUUCUGAAGCUACACUAAUGGCCUGGUCUUCCAUGGAUGGUGAGGACAUGAGCGUGAAUUCUACGCAGGAGCCACUGGACUGCAACUACAGUGACAAUUACCAGGAGCUGAUGGAGAGUCAGGAUGCACUCGCUCAAGCCCCCAUGGACGGAUGGCCUCACUCCUAUGUGUCCCAGGGCAUGUACUGCCUGGGGUCAUCAGAUGCCUGGGAGGCGAGUGACCAGUCCCUCAUUGCAUCUCCAGCUACAGGAUCCUAUCUUGGCCCUGCAUUUGAUGACUCACAGCCCAGCCUGCAUGACAUGGGGCCUUCCCAACCUGCUUCGGGAUACUCUGCUCACGAGCCUCCACCUUUGUUGGGGGUGGACACUGACUGGGCACCAGAGGUUAGUGGGGUGGACCUGGCCAGGGGGUCUGCAGAGGAAGAGAAGAGGCCACUGGCCCCUGAGGAGGAAGAGGAUGCCGGAUGCCGGGACCUGGAGUCGCUUUCCCCGAGAGAAGACCCGGAAAUGUCCACUGCUCUCAGCCGGAAGGUGUCUGAUGUCACCUCCUCCGGUGUGCAGUCCUUUGAUGAGGAGGAGGGGGACGCCAACAACUAGCUUCUUCCCACCCCACUGACCUGAGGGGCCGUGGCUGCAACCCAUCCCCUCCCAAGCUCCAGCAGCACAGAUGAAACCCGGGGCGGAAGACAGCAGGGAGCCGGGAGCUUCCAGCCCUCACCAGCCUGCCAGCAGUCCUGGAAAAAUGAAGGACCAGCAGGGGGUUUUAUCUAGGCUUGUACUCCACAAACCAUCAUUCCAGGAACUGAGACCCAGGCAAUUAGGUGGCUGUGAACCUGGCAUGGUGGUGGGAGAUGAGCCAUGGCUAUGGCUCUUGGGUCCAGGUGCGUCAUGCUGAACACUGAAUCUCAGUUCUUACACCCCUGACUUUGUCUUCCGGGAGGCUUGGCUGUGCUGUCUGAAUGCCUCCUUCCCCCAUUUCAUUCUUGCUUUCCUGAUUCUGUUUUCUCUGGCCAUGGCAUCAGUGCAUUCCCACGGUGAGAAGCAGGGCCUCAGGGGCUGUUGGACAUGGCUUGGCAGGGUCAGCAGAGUGGCCUGAACGGCCCUUCUGUGUAUAGCAUAGACUGUGUGACCAAUUCAGGCAAUCUUUGGCUUCUGGGAUCAGGAGCCAAUGACAAGAUGGGCGUGGCAGCUGGAAUUGACAGGGGUCACCCUAUGCUUCUUUAUCCCAAAGCCUACUCAGAUGCAAGAGGGUCACCAAUGAAACAAUAAACACAGCCACUUGAAUGUCCUGUGGCUGGAAGGAGGACCUUAA
Molecule: messenger RNA, 3031 nt
Organism: Cricetulus griseus (Chinese hamster)
Lineage: Eukaryota; Metazoa; Chordata; Mammalia; Rodentia; Cricetidae
Source: RefSeq, a predicted model, not a curated record